Gavialis gangeticus (Gharial) is the source of this 2646-nucleotide messenger RNA. It is a transcript of the gene CCDC13, whose product is annotated as coiled-coil domain containing 13. The coding region runs from base 2 to 2167 and encodes 721 amino acids. The record is from RefSeq and is a predicted model, not a curated record. NCBI's taxonomy places the organism in Eukaryota, Metazoa, Chordata, Crocodylia, Gavialidae. Gene Ontology annotation, biological process: non-motile cilium assembly; cytoplasmic microtubule organization. The transcript has 15 exons. Gene Ontology annotation, cellular component: centriolar satellite.
AAUGGAGUCGGAUAAAGGAGUGAAUGAACAUUUAAAGCUCCAGUUUAAGGCUCUACAGGAGCUGCAGCAGAAGAGGUUGCAAAAUCUGAUGGAGAAAAAGAAGGAAAAGAAGCACAGUCACAAGGGCAACAAGAACAGCCCGCAGGAGACAUUUGGAGUCCAGGAUGAUCUAGAUCUGUUUACGGUAGAUGGACUGAAGAUAUCAGAUGAAGACAACAGCAAAAGGUUGCUUGAGGAUGAAAUUGAACAGCUUCAUGACCACCUUCGAGAGGUCACAGAUGAAAACGGCAGACUGUACAAACUGGUGAAGGAGAGGGACUUUGAAAUUAGGCAGCUCCAAAAAACAAUAGGGGAGGAGAGAUUGGCCUUGUCAGGAACGUCUGGUUUAGCAGGGGAUAUCGCAGCUACUAAAAUAGUUGAACUGUCCAAAAAGAAUCGUGAGCUAACCGCUGAGACCGAAAGUGAAAAAACCAAAGUGAAACAGCUGAAUAACAGAGUCAAAGAGCUGGAAAGAGAACUCCAGGCAGCCAUGGGAAAAAUCCAGUCUCUUGGCGGCAGUGACGCAGAAAUCAAGCAAUCAGCUCUGAGGAUGACAGAAGGAAACCUGCCUGGAAGUCCAGAAUUGAAAGCUGUGCAAGAAAAACUAACUGCAGCCAACUUGAAGAUGAUGGACUAUCGCAACCAGCUCCAGGCCACAAAACAAGAAUUGAAGAUGAUGCAAAAGCUUUUAGCAAGUGAAGUUGGUGAAGACGUGAAUGUUCAAAAUCUUUUGGCUACCUCCGGUACCUGGCGUGGACGGGCCCAGCAGAUUCUUGUUCUACAAGGCAAGGUUCGAGAGCUAGAGAAUCAGUUGGGUCAGAGCAAAAGUAGAGCAUCGAUGAACAGUAUCGACGAGGAAAUGUUGGCCCUUACAGAUCCCAGGAAAUUGUCAGCCCAGGAGAGAAACCUCCUCCGGAUUCGCAGCUUGGAAAAAGAAAAGAGAGAGGCCUUGGAGAAACUCACCGGGGAGCAUAACGCUCUUCAGAAGGAUCAUGAAGACGUGAAAAUAAAACUGGAUGCAUCGAAAGCCAGGAACAAAGUGCUGUCCAAUGAGGUGAAAACGCUGAAGGGGCAGAUCCUGACCCUGCUGGAGAAAGGGAAGCAUGAUGAUGAGCUCGUGGAUGCUUUACUGAGCCAGCAGAAGGAAAUGCAUGAGAUCUUAAAACACCUGAGCCAGCAGGAUGAGAAGAACAAGGAGUCUCAGCAGAGCCUAGGACAGCAGUUGAACAGCGAGACUCAGAAACAGAGCUGUCUCAUAGAGCAGCUCAAACAGAUGGUGGCUGAACGAGAAGCCAAGGUGAAAGAGCUGGAAGAGGAGGUUGGGCAGCUCAUGCUUCAGCAGCAUCAGAAGAAAGAAGCCACUGAGGAGGGCAGUCCAGAUGUUCCGGACUCGCCGUCCUCCGAGCUCUCAGAAGAUGCAAGUUUUACUCUAAUCAAGUCACCAGCCUCCGGCGGUGAUCAUGUUGGGAGGAUUGUGUCUGCUCGCACCGUGUCUAAGAUGGGGCAUACGCUUGUAGAAUCUGCAGCUACUAAGUCUUCGUCUCCAAGUAAUAACAUCACACCGGGCAGGACUGCUGACACUGACAGCCCAGAUCUGAAAGCACUGCAAAAACAGAUCACAGAGUACAAGGCUCUCCGCCAGGCUGCUGAAGUGGAAAGAGACAGGCACACAGCACUAAUCGCUGUGUUGCAGAAAAGGGUGGACGAAUGCCACAAUAAAGUUUUGGAAGCUGAGAAGAAGCUUCAAGAAGAACAACGUAGAUCGGUCAUUUUGGAGCAGCAGCUCGAGAAACUGAAAAUGGAUACAGGGAAGAACGGAAACGUACAGAAACCUCCCACCAGGAACAAAGCCGGUCAGUCUGCAAAUACCGCCAAACAAACCUUGACUGUGGGCGACAGGAAAGAUUUGGCUGCAGUUCAGUUCUCAGAGGUGCCCCUGGAGUCUCAAAUAGAAGAGCUGAGCACAAGGCUUCAGAUCCAGGUGGAUGAAAACAAGGCACUGAAGAGAGCCCUGGAGAGCACUGCAAGAAUGAAAGAGGAGGAUUUCAAACUGUACCAAGAGACAAUGAGCCAAGUGAAGGAGAUCUUUCUACAGGCACUGCGGCAACAGAAGCAGGAGAAGAAUUAAAGCAGGGCAUUCAAACUCCCUUGGUCUGCAGCAGGAAGAGAGUCUAAGAAUAGAUCCAGUGAAUUGAGAUGCAGGAGCGGUCUCAUUAGCCACUGCCCCAGAACGUUUAAUUUUUUAGCACGUACAGGAGAGGGUGGGAAACACUGUUGAACCUUACAUUAUAAAGGGACUCUUUAAAUUUCAGCAAAUCCCCAGUUGGAAGAUCUCAGCCCAUGACCAUCCAUGCAAGUUGGAUGCACUUUAUCAGAGCUCCAAGGCUGCAGCCCUAAUAUGAGCAAAACUUCCCUGGGUUGCAGUCGGCCUCUGCUGGAGAAGACUCCAGGUCUAAAAUGCCCUGAUUUUUAUCUGCAAAUAUAGAACCUGUUUCAUAUUAAGCUCAUUCUCAAUAUCUUCUUUGUAAACCAUGCAGGAAUUAAGCUAUAUUCUUUUAAUUAAAUAGACACAGUCUCAGUCAGCAUACAGAUACCUGUCUGUCUACA